Molecule: messenger RNA, 2413 nt
Organism: Chelmon rostratus (copperband butterflyfish)
Lineage: Eukaryota; Metazoa; Chordata; Actinopteri; Chaetodontiformes; Chaetodontidae
Product: tumor necrosis factor receptor superfamily member 12A
Exons: 5
Coding region: 276-641 (121 amino acids)
Biological process (GO): positive regulation of apoptotic process
Cellular component (GO): plasma membrane
Molecular function (GO): protein binding
Source: RefSeq, a predicted model, not a curated record
GCAGCGCAUGAAAGCGCACACUCAGGCCCGAGGAGUUUCCUGUGAGUCGGGGAGUGCGCACCAGAGAAUCCGAGCAGUACAGUACAUAGGAAAUGACUCAUAGGAGUUGAACUGUUAGCGUGGGUGUGUGCGCUAUUAAAACAAGGCGCAGACUCCUCCGGGUGACUCACUCUGAUGCUCGCUUUUCCAUGCUGAAGCCCAGCGCGGAUUGUUAAUCAGAUGAACUUUCGGGAAUUGUGUGGCCGACAGCGAGCAGCUUUCCACCCGCGGACAUCAUGGCUUCAGUCGCUCUCUGCGCGCUCUGCGGACUUAUUAUAGCGGCCGCGACCAAUUUCUACGGCGUGAGCGCACAGAAAAGUCAGUGCGGCAGAUCAGAGUUUUGGAACUCGGAUUUGGAUCUCUGCGUGCCGUGUGCAUCGUGCAAGCAGUACCCAAAGACGCCGUCAUGCAACACAUGUAAAUCUGUGGAGGAGACGCCUGAUGUGUGGAAGCUGGCAGCCAUCACCAGUUUCUCGGUGCUGGCCGUCGUGCUGGUGGGCGCCGCGCUGAUCAUCGGGGUCAUGGUGCAUCGACGCAAGUCGCACAAAAGGCCCCUACGUGAACCCAUUGAGGAAACUGCGGGGCCACUUUACCAAGCUUAAACAUUUCACCUCAUCCUUCUCUGGAAACAGAUGUGACAGAACCAAGGGGCGACUGGUUCAGAGCCGGAUGGAAGAACCUCUGGACCGCGAACUGCAUACUCUGACUGCAGGGUAUCUCCUGAUCGGAAUCGGACCAUUUUAAUUUAUUGGACUGUCGAGUGACGAGACGUGCUCAGUUCUCACGCUCAGCGCAGGUCCAACAGUGACCGCAGGACUUCCAGCGAGCAACUCUCACACCUCUGUAGGAACAGUAACAGCCUUUCAUUAGUGGUAUCUCUUUGUUUUAUUUUGUUUUUUACAGAUUCUGUGUGCCUUUAUAUUCCACGUCAAUGAGAUUUUGAUCUGGAGGACCUUUGUGGGUUUGCAGAUGUUUGAUUAAGACGUAAGAUAAAACUACAGUCCUUUCUUCAGAGAGAUGGAUGCUUUCCAAAUCCUGCAUCACGCUGUUUUCCAGCAGGACUCCAAUGAAUGUAACACAGCUACCGCUGCCCGCUGGGUUGCGGUAUGAUCUCCCGCUAUUCGGCGGGGUUAGACGGGGUCCUCUUAAAGAUAAAUCACAUGUGAGUAAGACAUACUGUUUGGCACAUUAAGGCCAUUUGAAUGUAGCUACUUUUACAGUAGGUAAAAUGUGUUUCUAGCCGUUGGCCCUGCCAGUACCUCCGUGUACCUGUUCUUUUAGUAGCCUCAUGCAGUGAUAAAGCUGUUGAUUAAGGGAGCAAACUGUAUUCAUUAACUUGUUACUGGGUCUCCUGAGACCAACACAUACCCUGUAUUGCGGGUCAUUACAAUAUUGUCUUGUCUGUUUUAAUGUUACUAGGUUUUAGGAGAUGUUAGCUGGUUGCUUCUCUACCACCCCCCCCCGAAUUCAUGCAUUACUGUCCCGGCGCUUGACAGUAUGGUUUGACACACUAGACAUACAAUCCCACACUGCUCGCAAGUGGGGAUGUAGCAAGGAAUGUACUGUAGUGAAGAAAAUGACACCUACAGUGUUUCAGGUGGAGCUACGCGAUGGCUACGCUCACUGACUCUUGACCUGUCGUUUCAGAUCUGCAGCGAGGCAAGCAGAUAUGUCUGUUUGUAAUUUUGUAGGGAUUUGAAACCAGCGAGAACCACGGUGGGCAGGGUUGUUGUUUUCCACUUCUUUUUUUUUUUUUAUAGCUCGAGAUGUUUUCUAUCUUCAGACAUCACACACAGUAUGUGGUUACUGAGAUAUUUAAUGUGACUGACAAUGUUUCAGGUCAUAUUUUCGAUCUGUCUGCUUGUGGGUAAACUGCCUGCCCUCUGGCAGCUAAAUCACUUAAAAUACAGAUACUUCCUCUUUUUUUUUUUUUAGAUUUUUAUAUUAUUUAUUUUAAAGUAUCUUGCAGUGUUGUUUUGCAUCAACUGCGAGUGACAAGCACAGUUUUAAAGGGACUCCAGUGAAGAUUUGUGUUAAACUCUCACCAGGCCAGCCAAUGAUGUUACUGAGCAAUAACUAACAUUUCCUGCUUCGUUCUCUUGCUUUCUUUUUCUAAUUGUAUAUACUGUACAUGCACUGGCUUCUUUUACUUAAUGCAACCUUAUAAACUGCUUUGUGUACCAAAUGUAUUUUCACAAUAAAACUGACAAUUUCCAAUAAUAAUAAUAAUGCAAGUUAUUGUUGUGAAAACUGCAAGAAUGGCCUCUUCUUCUUAAGUAUGUCAGUAUGCAAAUGACCAGUCAAGACACAAACACUGUAUUUUCCAAGUCUUUUAAUUUCAACUAGUUUUAGUUGCAAUAAUUUGCUUAUAUUC